AAAGACCAAGAGGCCAGUACCAAUUUGCCAAAUGGAAAAAAUUCCUACCCAGCCCCUGUUCCAAAACAGGCGACCAACCAAAGUCCAGAGCGAGGCCAAAGCACAAACCUAAAUCGAGGGUGGGUGGCAGGUGUUUGGCAGCGCAAACCCAGGUAACCCCCCCCCAACGCCACGCCGCUGCCUUUUAAAGGCCCCCCUCGAUCACACCACCACUCCCAAGGAAGGGGGGCUGCACCUAUGGCCUGUGCGCAACGCGGACCCUCAAUUAAGAGGAUCCGAUAUGCUGAAAGAAAUCCUACUUACAUGCUCUCUCUACUCUCACAAGCACAGAAUGAUCCAAGCAUAGGAGAUCCCAGGCCUUCUAGAGCUCUGGCGACCAAUGAGCCAGCAGAGGGAGAUGUCACAAUGAACCUCGCGCGAUGCAGCACCCCUGGGCCCUGAGAAAACCAUCAGCCACAAGCCCUGCUCCUCUCAAGGGACGCGACAAAGUGUUCUUAGUCAAAUUUAUCCGUAGAAGCUAUCAUGAUGAUAGCAAAAUAUUAUUGCUUUCUUUAACACAUUAUAAAACCAAACCACAUUAUAAAACCAGUUCAUAAAACGAAAGAAAAUGAAUAUUGGGGAUUGCUUUCUUGAAAGCAUCACCCCACCCAAGACGAUGUGUCAGGCUCCUGGCAUGGGCGUAGCCAGGGAGGCGGGGGGGGGAGCUGCCCCCUCUAAAUCAAGUUAAUCAAUAAAAAUACUUAACUAACUGACCAAUUGCAUCACAGAUGACUCUGCCCUUAGCCUCCAAGAUAAAGCCUGCCCCACAAUAAAUGCUGUUUGCACCCAUGGCUCCUGGUAUCAGUUUUCCAAAUCCAGGAUGGUGCUUUCAAUGACGCAAUUUCAGCCCCAUUUAUUCUGAUCCUUAUGAAGAACUGUUCCCUUUCCCCCUCUUAACAAAUAAAUUGCCACAGUGGCAGGUUUGAUCCCCAGAUGGGCCAGCCAUAUAUUCCUCCAUUGCAGGGGGUUGGGACUGUCCUCGCUGUCCCUGUCUGCCCAGCAGCCAAGCUAAGGAGUUGCCUCUCCUCCCCACCGCCCUGCUUUCCUUGGCUUCAGAACUUUCUCCAUCUCCACAACGGGACAUGGAAGAGCACUACAUCUCCAAACUGCACCCCUCAGGGGAUUAUGGAGCAGGGGUGUUUCUUUUGGUUAUAGGCAUCCUGACAGUUCUGGGGAAUUCAGCUGUCCUGGCAGUAGCUGUGAAGCGCUCCUCCCAUCUCAGGUCACCUGAGCUCCUGACGGUUAAUUUGGCCGUAACCGAUCUUGGAAUGGCCAUCAGCAUGUAUCCCCUGGCUAUUGCUUCUGCCUGGAACCAUGCCUGGCUGGGGGGCGAUGCAACUUGCAUUUAUUAUGCCCUGAUGGGUUUCCUCUUUGGUGUCGCCAGCAUGAUGACCUUGUCUGUGAUGGCUGUAAUCCGCUUUCUUGUAACCCACUCUUCAAAGUCCAAUAGUAAUACAAUCAACAGAAAAGUCAUCCAUGUUUCUAUUGCCUUGAUCUGGCUGUAUGCAGCCCUCUGGGCCACGUUGCCUCUGCUGGGCUGGGGGCAUUACGGCCCAGAACCAUUUGGCACUUCCUGCACCAUAGCCUGGAGCCAGUUCCACAACUCGGCUAAUGGGCUUUCCUUUAUUCUGAGCAUGUUCAUUCUGUGUACCAUUCUGCCAGCAAUUACCAUCACCAUCUGUUACUUGGGUAUAGCCUGGAAGGUUCAUAAAACCUAUCAAAAGAUGCAGAACUUCAACAGGACUUCAAAUGCAGCCAAGCUGGAGAAGAAAUUGACAUUGAUGGCUGUACUGAUCAGCGUGGGAUUCCUCAGCGCAUGGACACCAUAUGCCGCAGUCAGCUUCUGGUCAAUAUUUCACUCCAGUGAAUCAAUACCGCCCAUCGUUACCUUGUUGCCAUGUCUUUUUGCUAAAUCCUCAACAGCCUACAACCCUUUCAUUUACUAUGCUUUCAGCAAAACUUUCCGGCGUGAAAUUAAGCGCCUCCAGUGCUGCUGUGGUCAGAAAGUUUAUUUUAGCACCAAGCAUACCACCAAUAGCCAUGUGUCAGUGAUUUGGUCAGGAAGGGAUAACGCGCACAUUUCUUCAUUCAGAAAGACAGACAGUGGAGAAGUUCCCAAAUCCAUCAGCUGCAGCUGCAGAAGUCUUAUUUGAAAACGUUGCUCCAAAGUCCAGAUCAUGAAAUCUCCCAGGGAAACACUGCAAGGGCAGUAAUUCCUAGGAAGUUUAUAAUAAACUGCUUGCAGGAUAAUUCCGAGGUCUCUGUUCUUUAAAAAAAAAAAAAAAGACCUGCCAGCAAGAACUGAGGAAUCGCAAGGAAUUUUGAGCACAUGGACUAAAUUAGAGUUUGCUAUAUUAAUAGCUGGCAGAGGAGGUAUUUAUGCAGUUAAAAGAGAUUGUAAUGUU
Molecule: messenger RNA, 2444 nt
Organism: Podarcis muralis (Common wall lizard)
Lineage: Eukaryota; Metazoa; Chordata; Lepidosauria; Squamata; Lacertidae
Source: RefSeq, a predicted model, not a curated record